AUGGCCUCUGUUUCGGACGAGCCGAAGCCUUCGACCGGUGUGACCACCCAAGAUCCCCAGUCCCCACCCUCCGACAAUGACGGUGGCGAGCGCCCCGUUCGCAAGCAGCUAAGGGAGACCACCAUCGAGUCUACCCCAUCCAAGGAGAACGGAAGGAAGCGAUCCUUUGAAGAAUCACGAGACGGUCCGAAUGAUUCCCCCGAUGACAGCAGAAGAAAGCGAUCACGGGAAACCACGCCCAACAACGGACAGUCUACCGGUGCUGCUACCUCCUCAAAUGUGAGUGACCACGAACAUAAUCCCGAGCACCUCCUCCCGGCCACCCCAAAGGACCUAGCCAAGGAAGAUUUUAUCACCGAAGUGCCCCAGACGGAAAUUCCGGAGACACAACUGGAUACUUCUGCGAGUUACCCGAGGCCCGCAGAUAAAGAAGAGCUGGGCACCGAUUCUGCGUGGGAGGCAUCCGAUGAGCUCUCUGCCGGGACCGAUGAAGGUGAUUUUAGCUCUGGGCUUGAAGAACCGAAGAAGUCGGAAGCUAGGAACUCCCGUGACCAUUAUAAUAAGACCAAGAGAACCGAACCUUCUGCUUCCCAGCUUUUUGAGCAGACCGGUAGCCCCAGCGAUCCAAGGAUGCUCGCAGAAGUUUCUAACCCUGAACCCUCGGCAAGCAUAGAGUCCCAGGAACCCCGUCCAUUGGAUAUAAACCCACAACCAAAGGAAUCCAACAUGUCCGCAGGCUCAGAAUCCUAUGAAGAUCAUCCGGCACUCAAGGCUUCCUCGAUCGAGCCGGAUGAAUUUGAGGAUCACCCAAAGUCGCAGUCGGAUGAUUCUAGCGAUUCCCAUGUCUGCAAUUUACCGAGUCAAUAUAUUGAGUCUGUUGGUAGCCAAGAGGCUGAAACGGCUGUUUAUAAUACUCGAAAUUCGGAUUCUGGGAAAGCUAUGAAUCAUCUACAGGACAUUGACCACCCUGAAGAUCCCACUUUGCUCCAAGAGAAACCAUCGGAAUAUAAUGCCCGACCCAAAGCCUCUUUCAACCCCCAAAACUCGAGAUCCAUCGAGUCAGAAUCUAGGAACGAGAACCGCGUUAACACAGACCCCUCGUCACAGGAAUUCUCGAACUCCGCAACCAUCGAAUCCGCCAAGGGUCUAACAAAGAAGCGAAGCCGGGAACAACUAGAAAAGGAAUCACCUAAGAAGUCGGAGACGAUGUCUGAUCUCGCGCAGGAGUCCGACUCUGCUAAGAACGAAAGGGAGAAAAAACGACACCGCGACGAUUCUGAGGAGCGCGAUCAAACCACUAAUAAGCUCUUUUCUGCUAGUGCUUUCGCUAGCGCAGCUGAUUCGCCGUUUGCCAAACUCGCCGGCGCCAAAUCGCCAUUCUCGACCGAUUCACCCGCUACCACAGAAGACAAGCCCGCCUCUAGUUCCGCAUUUGCAGGAUCUGCGUUGGGUGGAUUUGCUGGCUCUGAAAAGUCUCCGUUUGGCACCCUCGGAUCAACAACGUCAUCUGUCUUCAAAUCAGCCAGUCCCUUCUCCGCUACGCCUAGUGCUGUUGGAUUUGGUGGAAUUGGAGGCGGAUUUGGGUCUGCUGCUCCUGCUGGUAAAACUAGCUUCGCAUCUCCCAAUGUCUCCUCCACGUUUGGUGAGACCAAGGCGGCCAAGCCCUUAGGCGCUGAAGAAUCUGAUAACGAGGAAGAUGAAGGCGAAGGCGAGGGUGCAGAGGAAAACAAUACAUUCGAGGCGGCUAAGACCGAUGAGCGAUUCUUCGAACAAACCAUUGAAACUGGCGAAGAAGAAGAGAAGACAAUUUUCGUAUGCAAGGCCAAACUUUUCUCCUUCACUGAUGGCGAGUGGAAGGAACGGGGUAUUGGCACUUUCAAGGUUAAUGCUCGGGAUGUUGGUGGGAAGAAGGUUGGCCGCAUGAUCAUGCGAGCUGAUGGUGCCCUUCGCGUCAUGCUAAACAGCCCCGUCUUCGAGGGUAUGAAUUAUGGAGAUGCUAAGAAUAAGGCCCCUACCAACAAGCAAAUUUUCCUGGCCAGUACAGAAGAGAACCGCACUGUUCCUCUCCUGCUUCGGACUCCAAAUGAGUCUUACGCACAGGAUUUGUACAGGGCUAUUAGGAAGUUGUUGACCGGGGAAGACGAGGAUGAGAGUGACGAUGAAGAUGCAUGA
Penicillium manginii is the source of this 2172-nucleotide messenger RNA. RefSeq lists its product as uncharacterized. Gene Ontology annotation, molecular function: GTPase activator activity. Bases 1 to 2172 code for a protein of 723 amino acids. Gene Ontology annotation, biological process: intracellular transport. Gene Ontology annotation, cellular component: nuclear pore; cytoplasm. The record is from RefSeq and is a predicted model, not a curated record. The transcript has 5 exons. Lineage: Eukaryota; Fungi; Ascomycota; Eurotiomycetes; Eurotiales; Aspergillaceae.